AUGCUCUCCCGCACUCUGGCAAUCUUGCAAUCUUGCAAUGCCUCGACCCCUAGUUCUUACGUCGAUCCACGUUGGCCAAAGCGACGCGUUCUCACGAAUACCACCAUCUGGCUUCACAACGUCCCACUCACUGCCCAAACUCAACCUUCUUUUAAUAUCUUCGGGUCGAGCUUUUCCACCAUCUUGCUGUCAAUACAGCAUCGAACCCCGGUCUCCCAGGAGACCAACUUUCUGUUCAGUUCUUCUAGAAAUAGGGUCGACCAACCGACAAAUUGGCGAACUAGCUUAACUACAGAGAAACGUAACGGCAUUUACACACGGCAUCUAUGCACCGCUAGCGGGAACGAUAGAGAAAAAAGGCAGGAGUCAACGAUGCCGGUAUCGAAAGACGCACAACUCAACUCAACUCAACUCAACUCAACUCAGCUCAAUUCAACUCAACUCAGCUCAAUUCAACUCAACACUGCAUUGCACUGCAAUGCAAUGCACAUCAAAAAACCACACAUUACGAACAUCACUGCAUUGCCGAGAAACGGAAAAAAACCCACCAACAAGAGGGUUAAAAAAAGAUUCGACGUUACAGAAACAACAAGUCGGUCGGAUUUUGGAUUAGAUUAA
Messenger RNA from Lachancea meyersii CBS 8951, 618 nucleotides. The record is from the annotation of a GenBank genome assembly. Lineage: Eukaryota; Fungi; Ascomycota; Saccharomycetes; Saccharomycetales; Saccharomycetaceae.